This is a messenger RNA of Conger conger (European conger), 1229 nucleotides long. Its product is annotated as gastrula zinc finger protein XlCGF7.1-like. Gene Ontology annotation, cellular component: nucleus. Bases 1 to 963 code for a protein of 320 amino acids. The record is from RefSeq and is a predicted model, not a curated record. The transcript has 3 exons. Gene Ontology annotation, molecular function: DNA-binding transcription factor activity, RNA polymerase II-specific; RNA polymerase II cis-regulatory region sequence-specific DNA binding. Gene Ontology annotation, biological process: regulation of transcription by RNA polymerase II; central nervous system development. Lineage: Eukaryota; Metazoa; Chordata; Actinopteri; Anguilliformes; Congridae.
AUGCCUGGACGUAAACUACAAAACUACAAGAAUUUAACUCCCGGCUUCUGCAACUGUGACUGCACAAUUUGUUCUGGAAAAUCUAAUUUAUAUAGACACCAGAAAAUUCAUACAAGUGAAAAGCCAUACGAAUGUUCUCCUAGUGGGAACUGCUUUUCCAGAAAAUCUCAUUUAAAUGUCCACCAGAGAACUCAUACAGGUGAGAAGCCCUACAAUUGUACUCUGUGUGGAAAGUUAUUUUCCAUAAAAAGUAAUUUAAAUAAGCACCAGAGAAUUCAUACAGGUGAGAAACCCUACAAUUGUACUCUGUGUGGAAAGUGCUUUUCCACAAAAAGUAAUUUAAAUAUCCACCUGAGUAUUCAUACAGGUGAGAAGCCCUACAAUUGUACUCUGUGUGGAAAGUGCUUUUCCACAAAAGGUUAUUUACAUGUCCACCUGAGUACUCAUACAGGUGAGAAGCCCUACAAUUGUACUCUGUGUGGGCAGUGCUUUUCCACAAAAUGUAAUUUAAAUAUCCACCUGGGUACUCAUACAGACGAGAAGCCCUACAAUUGUACUCUGUGUGGAAAGUGCUUUUCCACAAAAGGUUAUUUACAUGUCCACCAGAGAACUCAUACAGGUGAGAAGCCCUACAAUUGUACUGUGUGUGGAAAGUUAUUUUCCAUAAAAAGUAAUUUAAAUAAGCACCAAAGAAUUCAUACAGGUGAGAAACCCUACAAUUGUACUCUGUGUGGAAAGUGCUUUUCCACAAAAUGUAAUUUAAAUAUCCACCUGAGUAUUCAUACAGGUGAGAAGCCCUACAAUUGUACUCUGUGUGGAAAGUGCUUUUCCACAAAAGGUUAUUUACAUGUCCACCUGAGUUCUCAUACAGGUGAGAAGCCUUAUAAAUGUUCUUUGUGUGGGAAGUGCUAUUCCACAAUAUCUAAUUUAAGUCGACACAAGAUGAUUCAUGCAGGUUUUUAGUGCAAGAUAUUUAUACUCCUGACAAUUUAACCAGAUGAAUAUCCCUAGGAGUAUACACAGAGUAGGAUGUGUUGAGUAAACAUAAUUUAAUUGCCACUGUACCACUUAACUUGCCCAUUCCUACAAGAAGGACAUUUUUCCUUGUUUAAACAGUUAACCAAACUGAGUUGUAAACGUUUAAAAAAAAUGCUAACCGAUAAUUUUUUCUGAAGCUGAAAUGUUAAGCUUUCAAUAUCCAAUGGAUAAAUAGCCUAAUGAUAAUGUAU